This is a messenger RNA of Nyctereutes procyonoides (raccoon dog), 2675 nucleotides long. It is a transcript of the gene ANKRD61, whose product is annotated as ankyrin repeat domain 61. Gene Ontology annotation, molecular function: protein binding. The coding region runs from base 1103 to 2362 and encodes 419 amino acids. The transcript has 3 exons. The record is from RefSeq and is a predicted model, not a curated record. Lineage: Eukaryota; Metazoa; Chordata; Mammalia; Carnivora; Canidae.
GGCUCCAUGCACUGGGAGCCCGACGUGGGAUUCGAUCCCAGGUCUCCAGGAUCGCGCCCUGGGCCAAAGGCAGGCGCUAAACCGCUGCGUCACCCAGGGAUCCCUGAUUUUUUUUUUUUAAGUGAGAAAACUUUGAUAUUUUUUAGAAGCUCCUAGAUGAUGCUUUUAUGUCAGCCAGAGUUAGGGGCAACUAGGUCACACUAUGAAGGUACCCAUUUAGCUCUAUUUAAGCAACCGAGGCCAACCCAAAAUUUCUCCCAAUGGAACUAAACCUGUGCCAUUGAAAACCUGUACCCACACUGGGCAAAGAGGGGAUUGCCACUCAAAAUGAAAACAUAGGGCAGCCCAGGUGGCUCAGAGGUUUAGCGCCACCUUCAGCCCAGGGUGUAAUCCUGGAGACCUGGGAUUGAGUCCCAUGUCAGGUUCCCUGCAUGGGGCUGCUUCUCCCUCUGCCUGUGUCUCUGCCUCUCUCUCUCUGUGUCUGUCAUGAAUAAAUAAAUAAAAUCUUUAAAAAAAUAAAAUAAGGGAUUCCUGGGUGGCACAGGGGUUUGGCGCCUGCCUUUGGCCUAGGCUCCCUACACGGAGCCUACAUCAGGCUCCCUACAUGGAGCCUGCUUCUCCCUCUGCCUAUGUCUCUGCCUCUCUCUCUCUAUCGUGAAUAAAUAAAAUCUUAAAAAAAGAUUAAAAAUAAAAUAAAAUAUAUUUAGGUUAAAAAUUGGGUUUUCUUACUUUAGAUGUAAUUUUAAUUUUUGACUUUCAGUAUAAAUUCCUGUUUUAGCUCUUUAAGCUCUGUUUUUUUUUUUUAAUAGCUGAAUGGAAGAGAGCACAGAAAUAAUCUUAGGUGUAAGGUGAUAAUUUGGGUGUGUUUUUGUGAUUGAGUCAAGUCCAAAACACUAUGCUUCUAUUUGGCACUGUAGGACCUGGGAACAAAGCUUGAAAUAGUUCGCUCUAAGAUAAAAACAAAUCAUGUUCACAGCUACAAUUCUCACCGCUCUAGAACAAUUCUAGAAUGGAACUGAAGGGAUCAUAAUGAGACUCCAACAAAUCAAUUCUGUCACAAGUGUCCCCUGAACUUCCAAGUCCCCACUCUUACAUUUUGCUCAUGGGAAACAUAACCAGGAGAGGCAGCAGGGAGCUGGCUGCAGAGGGCACCAAGCCCCCAGAAGAAGGCCCACCUGCGGCGCUCCACACCAAGCUCUAUGAGGCCAUCAUGAGGGAGGACUGCUCGGCAAUCCAGGCGCUCCUGAGGAGCCACCCAGUCAACCAGCCUAUGACCAUCCUGGCCAACUCCAUCAACUACCGAGUACUUCUGAACCAGCAGACACAGUCCAUCAUCCCCAUUCAUCUGGCUGUCGAAUUCUGCAAGGCACAAAGUUUGCUUUGUUUGUUAGAACAUGGGGCUGACCCAGAAGUAAGGGACACAAGAGGCCUUACCACACUUCACCUGAUGUUACUGCACUGGCCAAUCAUUUCUACCACACGGACAAAACCGGGGAACAGAAUCCAAAGGAUCCUGACAGACAUUCAGAAUAAUGCUAUGAUGUGUCUCCGCAUUUUGUGUGAACACGGAGCUCAAGUCAACGCUCAAGUAGACAACAGCAACAAACAUUCACCCCUCCACCUGGCCAUAACCUAUGGGACCUAUUCAGUUCUCUCUAUUUUAGUCCAAAAUGGUGCCUAUGUCAAUGCCAUUAACGAAUCCAGCAUGACACCCCUUCACAUGGCUGCCAACAUCCUGAAUAAGGAGAUGAUGGAAAUGCUGAUAGCCUGUGGCGCAAACGUUAACUGUGCCGUCUCCUCCACAGGGAAUACAGCCCUCAAGCUGGCAGUGUGCACUGCAUCCAGCAAAGCCGGCCGACUGCUGGCAGCAGGGGUAAGCUGCAUCCGUUUGCUGCUAAUUCAUGGAGCCAAAGUAAAUGCCCGGGACCAUGAAGGUCAAACAGCUAUCCAUGAGGCAUGUUUUGGAGGCAGAAAGGCAAUAAUCAAUCUCCUGCUUGAAUUUGAAGCAAACGUUAACAUAUUAACAAGAAACGGGGAGUCUCCGAUAUACAUGUACCUCCAGCGAAGUUCCAACAUCAGGGACACAGGGCUUCUCGCCAAGCUACUUUACCGCUCUUAUCCUUUAAGACUAACCAAUAACCAAGGGAGUCUACCUGCAGGAAUCAUGCUGCCAGAAUUCCACCUCUUAAGGGAAAACCUAAUAAAGUUAUCUCAAAAACCCUUAUCCCUAGAGGACAUCUGUAAAAGAAACAUCAGAAAUAUUUACGGUGAGAAAUACAAACAACACUUAAAGCAACUUCUCCCAGUGCAGAUCUGGAACUCACUAUAUGGUUAUUAUGACUUAGCUUACCUCUUGAUAUAGGAGCCCAAAGUUUCACCAGCCACAGAAUUUCAGUAACUCACACAGCAUUUUCUGGCUAGACUCAUACACAGAAAACACUUAACUCAUCAUCAUGUACAUCCCAGAUGUACAAACUGGUUCUUAAACUUUUUUCAAAAAAUAAAAUGAUUUGCACGUUAACUUUUUGUUCCCAAAUAUUUCUUUAAAGACAUUUUCGACAAUUUCUUUGUUCAAAAAAUAAGCAAAUUAAAACUCUUCUGCCAAAGAAGUAGAUCUAUUUUCUUUCUUUUUUUUUCUAUCUAUCUAUCUAUCUAUCUAUCUAUCUAUCUAUCUA